GGAGUGGGAGGAUUUGGUCGCGUUGAACUGGUACAUGUGUUUGGUGUUGUUGUAUACUUUGCCAUGAAGCGGGUCAGUAAGAAGCACAUUGUUGCUAAGCAACAGGAGGAGCACGUCCUGUUUGAGAAGAGGAUCCUCAAAGCCAUCCAGAGUGACUUCAUCGUCAGGCUCCAUUAUGCCUUCAAAGACACUCGCUACAUCUACAUGAUUAUGGAGUUCUGUGCAGGAGGGGAGAUCUGGACCAAGCUCAAAGAAGUUGGUCGCUUCGAUGAGCCCAUUGCUGUGUUCUGCACUGCCUGUGUAGUAGAGGCCUAUGCCUACCUCCAUAAGAAGGGCAUCAUGUACAGAGACCUGAAGCCUGAGAAUCUGAUGCUGGAUGCCAACGGCUACGUCAAACUGGUGGACUUUGGUUUUGCUAAGGAGUUAGUUCACGGUGAUAAGACCUACUCAUUCUGUGGUACUCCUGAGUACAUGGCCCCAGAGAUCAUCCAGAACCAGGGACACGACUUCGCUGCUGACUUCUGGUCCCUGGGCAUCCUGGUCUAUGAGCUGCUGGUGGGGAGCCCCCCAUUUUCCAGUUCCGAGCCUGCAAAGAUCUACCCCAAAAUUUUGGAUGGGUUGCUCAAGUUCCCCCCUUACAUGGGCGAGGGGGCCAAAUCCCUCAUCAGUAAACUGUGCAGACCUCGGCCGGGUCAGAGGCUGGGAAACACCAAGAAUGGGAUCAAAGAUGUCCGCCAUCACAGGUGGUUCAGUAGUAUGAAUUGGCACAAGCUUCGUGUGGGCCAGGUGGAGGCUCCUACAAUCAGACUCAUACACAAGGGUCCAUGCUACAUCAACUUUGACCGCUUCCCCUUCGACCAGGCUAAGGCCGACGAGGAGUUCUCCGGCUGGGACAAACACUUCUGA
Molecule: messenger RNA, 906 nt
Organism: Salvelinus namaycush (lake trout)
Lineage: Eukaryota; Metazoa; Chordata; Actinopteri; Salmoniformes; Salmonidae
Product: cGMP-dependent protein kinase 1-like
Exons: 9
Coding region: 64-906 (280 amino acids)
Biological process (GO): protein phosphorylation
Molecular function (GO): ATP binding; cGMP-dependent protein kinase activity
Source: RefSeq, a predicted model, not a curated record